AUGAAGGGUGUUCAGCGAUUUGGCAGACGGAGAAAACUUGCCCUGAGAUAUGUUGGUCCAUUCAAGAUUGUUGAGCACAUUGGAGUCGUAUCAUAUAGGCUAAAUCUUCCAACAUCGAUAUUGAGUGUACACGAUGUAUUUUAUGUUUCGAUGCUAAAAAAGAAUUUGCGUGACAAGGAGCAGCAGAGGGUGAUUGAUGCACCAGAAUUUGAGAUUCAGCCAGAUUUGACAACUAUCAAGGUCCCUGUUUGCAUUCUUGUCAGAGAGGACAAGAAGCUUAGAAAUAAGAUUAUUCCUUUAGUCAAAGUUCAAUGGAACCGUAAAGGAGUUGAGGAGGCUUCUUGA
This is a messenger RNA of Asparagus officinalis (garden asparagus), 345 nucleotides long. RefSeq lists its product as uncharacterized. Bases 1 to 345 code for a protein of 114 amino acids. The record is from RefSeq and is a predicted model, not a curated record. NCBI's taxonomy places the organism in Eukaryota, Viridiplantae, Streptophyta, Magnoliopsida, Asparagales, Asparagaceae. The transcript has a single exon.